AUGUCAGCAGAGGAAGCAAGCAACGGUGCUGCAGCAGCAGCAGCAGCGCAGCAGCAGCAGCAGCAGCUGCUGCAGCAGCAGCAGCAGGAUGCCGGUAUUCCUCAAAUACCUGGGUCUAAUGAAGGCCAAGGAGUUAGCGAGGGUUUACAAGGUGGUGGUUUAGCAGAUGGUUAUGAUAACAGGUCCUAUGGGGGGGAGCAGCAGCAGCAGCAGCAGCAGCAGCAGCAACAGCAGCAGCAGCAGCAGCAGGGGGAUUCACACCCACCCACAACCAUGACAGAGGAGGAAAGAACAGCAAGAAAAAUAUUCGUUGGAGGGCUCAACAGAAAUACUACAGCGGAGUCGCUGCGGGAGUAUUUCUCUUCCUUUGGCCCUGUGCAUCAUACGGAGGUUUUGUUUGAUAAACUUACAGGAAGGAGUCGAGGGUUUGGGUUUGUAACAUUUGAGGAGAUGGAGACAAUUAAUAAUGUAGUGGAUAGACACCACACUAUUGAUGAGAGUCAAGUAGAAGUAAGGAGGGCAAUACCCAGAGAAGAGGCUCGUAAUAAUCAGCCAAGAAGGGAAAGAGAGACAACAGAGAAUAGUGGUAGAGUAUUUAUAGGAGGUCUAGGUGAUGAUGUAACAGAUGAGGUCUUAAAGGAAUUCUUUUCGCGGUUUGGCGAAUUAACUUCUGCAAGUGUUAUGGUCGACAGAGAGACCAACAGACCCAGAGGAUUUGGUUUUAUCAUAUACAAAAACCCCGAAGAUGCAGAGAAAGCCCUCGGCAUUCACAAGGAUCUUGGCCCCAAUGCAGAGGCAAAAAGAGCACAGCCCCGUAGCCAGACGUCACGCAUGCGAAUGUUUGGUAUGGGAGGAAUGCCUAUGGCUGGUGGCUAUAGAUUCGAGGAUCCACGAUUUGCUGUAUCUAGAUCAGGCUAUGGUGGAUCAGGAGGCCCACAGAUGUAUGGCGGUUAUAAUUACGCCUAUCAUCCUUAUUAUGCUGCUUAUUAUGCACAGAUGGCUGCUGCCUAUGGAGGAGGAGCAGCAGGAUAUGGUGGUGGAUAUGCACAAAGCCCCACGGAUGCUGUUGGUGCGGAUAGACGCAUGCAUCCUCCAUCUAGAUCUACUCCUUAUUAA
Messenger RNA from Eimeria maxima, 1116 nucleotides. RefSeq names its product heterogeneous nuclear ribonucleoprotein A3, putative. The record is from RefSeq and is a predicted model, not a curated record. Gene Ontology annotation, molecular function: RNA binding. Bases 1 to 1116 code for a protein of 371 amino acids. The transcript has 9 exons. Lineage: Eukaryota; Apicomplexa; Conoidasida; Eucoccidiorida; Eimeriidae.